Messenger RNA from Cooperia oncophora, 603 nucleotides. The record is from the annotation of a GenBank genome assembly. NCBI's taxonomy places the organism in Eukaryota, Metazoa, Nematoda, Chromadorea, Rhabditida, Trichostrongylidae.
AUGUAUAUGCUCUACAAUCGUCACAUUGCAAAUUUCUCUCUGCUGGGAAAUGAGUUCGCAAUGCUGAACCUAGUACAAUACUUGCAGGCCCCACCAAAAGGCACAACGUUACCGUACCGGCCGAAACCGACGUUCAACUCGUUGCUGGUGGCCAGUUCUGCAGCGGCGGCCGCUGCUGCCCAACAGCAACAACUGGCAGCUUUGCUACAACCGGCACUUUUUCAACAAGCUCAUCUCGCUCAAUUCCUCCCGUCAGAGCUGGCACGUGGUGUACCAGCGUCGGCGCAGUUCGGGCCGACGUCCGCCUUCCUAUCCACUCCUACCCUCAAUUCCCAAGUGUACGGUGGUGGAUUGAUUCUGGCCGGUGCCGGGUUUCCGACUGCCCAGCAGACGGCCACCAUCGCUGGCGGAUUUGGCCAGGACCCGACGAAGGCGUUCGCAGCAGCGGCCGGUCUUUUGGGCGACGAACGACAAUUUGAACUGAUCAAUCAGUACGCGGCACUCAACAGCAGUGUGUUGAUGGGUGCACCGCUACUGAAAGGCGCCAACUCGCCGGCUAGCGCCUCCCACAAGGCAAGUGGCGCACGGUUCACUCCCUACUAA